Psammomys obesus (fat sand rat) is the source of this 3694-nucleotide messenger RNA. It is a transcript of the gene Unc5c, whose product is annotated as unc-5 netrin receptor C. The record is from RefSeq and is a predicted model, not a curated record. Bases 83 to 2878 code for a protein of 931 amino acids. Gene Ontology annotation, biological process: netrin-activated signaling pathway. Gene Ontology annotation, cellular component: membrane. NCBI's taxonomy places the organism in Eukaryota, Metazoa, Chordata, Mammalia, Rodentia, Muridae. Gene Ontology annotation, molecular function: protein binding; netrin receptor activity. The transcript has 16 exons.
UUCAGCCUUCUGCCCGGCGGGGCUUUCUGCUGUUUGUGCGUCUCCUGGUGGCGUUUCCCUUCCCCGCACACCUCUGCCGACGAUGAGGAAAGGUCUGAGGGCGACAGCGGCCCGCUGCGGACUGGGACUAGGAUACGUGCUGCAGAUGCUCGUGUUACCUGCCCUGGCCCUGCUCAGCGCCAGCGGCACCGGCUCAGCCGCUCAAGAUGAUGACUUCUUUCAUGAACUCCCAGAAACCUUUCCAUCUGACCCACCCGAGCCAUUACCACACUUCCUCAUUGAGCCGGAGGAAGCAUACAUUGUGAAGAACAAGCCUGUGAACCUGUAUUGUAAAGCCAGCCCCGCCACCCAGAUCUACUUCAAGUGCAACAGCGAGUGGGUUCAUCAGAAGGACCACGUGGUAGAUGAGAGAGUUGAUGAAAACUCUGGUCUCAUUGUGAGGGAAGUGAGCAUUGAGAUUUCGCGGCAGCAGGUGGAGGAACUGUUUGGGCCUGAAGAUUACUGGUGCCAGUGUGUGGCCUGGAGUUCAGCAGGCACCACGAAGAGUCGGAAGGCAUACGUGCGCAUUGCCUAUCUACGGAAGACCUUUGAGCAGGAACCCUUGGGAAAGGAAGUGUCCCUGGAACAGGAAGUCUUACUCCAGUGUCGGCCACCUGAAGGGAUCCCAGUGGCUGAGGUGGAGUGGCUAAAGAAUGAGGACAUAAUUGAUCCUGUUGAAGAUCGGAAUUUUUAUAUUACUAUCGAUCACAACCUGAUCAUCAAGCAGGCCCGGCUCUCAGAUACGGCAAAUUAUACUUGUGUUGCCAAAAACAUUGUUGCCAAGAGGAAAAGCACCACAGCCACUGUCAUCGUGUAUGUUAAUGGUGGCUGGUCCACCUGGACAGAGUGGUCUGUGUGUAACAGCCGCUGUGGGCGAGGAUAUCAGAAACGCACUAGAACAUGCACCAACCCAGCCCCACUCAACGGCGGGGCCUUCUGUGAGGGCCAGAGUGUGCAGAAAAUUGCAUGUACCACAUUGUGCCCAGUGGAUGGCAGGUGGACCUCUUGGAGUAAAUGGUCGACCUGUGGAACUGAAUGCACCCAUUGGCGCAGGAGGGAGUGUACAGCACCAGCCCCCAAGAAUGGAGGCAAAGACUGUGAUGGCCUGGUCCUGCAAUCCAAGAACUGCACUGAUGGGCUAUGCAUGCAGGCUGCUCCUGACUCGGAUGAUGUUGCUCUGUAUGUAGGGAUUGUGAUAGCUGUGACUGUUUGUCUUGCAAUCACUGUUGUGGUGGCCCUGUUCGUGUAUCGGAAGAACCACCGUGACUUUGAGUCUGACAUCAUUGACUCCUCAGCACUCAAUGGAGGCUUUCAGCCUGUGAACAUCAAGAGUGCCAGACAAGAUCUCCUGGCAGUGCCCCCAGACCUCACCUCAGCUGCAGCCAUGUACAGAGGACCAGUGUAUGCUCUGCACGACGUCUCAGACAAAAUCCCAAUGACCAAUUCUCCAAUUCUGGACCCACUACCAAACUUGAAAAUCAAAGUGUAUAAUACCUCAGGUGCUGUCACUCCCCAGGAUGACCUCUCUGAGUUCACAUCCAAGCUGUCGCCACAGAUGACCCAAUCCUUACUAGAGAAUGAGGCCCUUAACCUGAAGAAUCAGAGUCUUGCAAGACAGACUGACCCAUCCUGCACAGCCUUUGGCACCUUCAACUCCCUUGGAGGUCACCUCAUCAUCCCUAACUCAGGAGUAAGCUUGCUGAUUCCCGCUGGGGCCAUUCCCCAAGGAAGAGUCUAUGAAAUGUAUGUGACCGUGCACAGGAAAGAAAAUAUGAGACCUCCCAUGGAAGACUCACAGACCCUCCUGACCCCUGUGGUGAGCUGUGGGCCUCCUGGAGCUCUCUUGACGCGCCCUGUCAUCCUCACUCUGCAUCACUGCGCAGACCCAAACACCGAGGACUGGAAGAUCCAGCUUAAAAACCAAGCAGUACAGGGACAAUGGGAGGAUGUGGUGGUGGUUGGAGAGGAAAACUUCACAACCCCCUGUUACAUUCAGCUGGAUGCAGAGGCUUGUCACAUCCUCACCGAGAACCUUAGCACCUAUGCCCUGGUGGGACAGUCCACCACCAAAGCAGCUGCCAAGCGCCUGAAACUGGCCAUCUUUGGGCCACUCUGCUGUUCUUCCCUGGAGUACAGCAUCAGAGUCUACUGCCUGGACGACACACAGGAUGCCCUGAAGGAAGUUCUGCAACUGGAGAGGCAGAUGGGAGGACAACUCCUGGAAGAACCCAAGGCUCUUCAUUUUAAAGGCAGCGUCCACAAUCUGCGCCUGUCGAUUCACGAUGUCGCCCACUCCCUCUGGAAGAGCAAAUUGCUGGCUAAGUAUCAGGAAAUUCCAUUUUACCAUAUCUGGAGUGGCUCUCAAAGAAACCUCCACUGCACCUUCACUCUGGAGAGACUCAGCCUGAACACAGUGGAGCUGGUUUGCAAACUCUGUGUGAGGCAGGUGGAAGGAGAAGGGCAGAUCUUCCAACUCAACUGUACUGUGUCAGAGGAACCUACUGGCAUCGAUUUGCCCCUGCUAGAUCCUGCGAGCACCAUCACCACUGUCACAGGACCAAGUGCGUUCAGCAUCCCUCUCCCUAUCCGGCAGAAGCUAUGCAGCAGCCUGGAUGCUCCCCAGACAAGAGGCCAUGACUGGAGGAUGCUGGCCCAUAAACUCAACCUGGAUAGGUACUUGAAUUACUUUGCCACCAAAUCGAGCCCAACUGGCGUAAUCCUGGAUCUUUGGGAAGCACAAAACUUCCCAGAUGGAAACCUGAGCAUGCUGGCAGCUGUCCUGGAAGAGAUGGGAAGACAUGAAACAGUAGUGUCCUUAGCGGCAGAAGGGCAGUAUUGACCACACUGGAACUGAAACUGAAGGACAAAAUUACACAGGGAGUCUGUGUCCAGGGGAAACGCAACUGAGGAGGAAAUCCAGAUGAGACCAAGGCGUUCUACAGGCAAGAUGGCUACAGGAAUGGCUGGGGACAGACACAACCACCGAGGUACACGCCCACUUCAUUCAGACAGCACCGCCACAGGAGUUGAGAAAAAUUGUGUAAAUUUGUACCUUGAAUUUAGAAAUCAAUCUAAUUUUCUCUUUGUUGGGCUGUAUGCUGUACGGUACAGGAUCUUACAGUUUCCUAGGAAACGCUUUUUAUUGCUAUCCAGAUGUAUGGAUAAACUUUCUUAACAAACCCAGUUUCUACAAACGUUGUUUACAUCAAAUUGGACAGGGAUGCAGAUGCUAUCCAUGGCUCGUUCUAUUUUUGUUCAGAUCAUUUGGAGUUGAAGCUGUGGACAGUUUAUUGUGUCUAUUCCAGAUUAGUAAUUUCCAGAGAAAUCACAGACUUUUGCUACAAACCAUGUACAUCCAGUGUCUCAGAUGAUCCUCCCAUCAGUGUUCUGUCUCUGAAACUUGUCAGACCAGUGUUGGCAUUUCUAUCAGGGAAGAGGAGAUUCUAUAUGUAAAGGAGAAAUGACUUAGGUUGCCAUGGGGGAACCCUGUUGGGAUCCUUUGGGAACAGGGCUGUAGCAUUACAGGGAAGAUAGUGACUCAUGUUCCUCCCACAAACAUUUCUGUAUCACAUGUGUGUUUGUAAUAUGCAAUUUCAAGUGUUUUUUAAGCAUAUUAUCGUUAUUAUUGAUGAUUAUUACGAAGACUCUAGUAAAA